AUGAUAGAUCUAGAUCACGCCGUCUCCCCCGCCAGCACGGCGUCGCGUGCACCCAAUACCCCGAGCGCGCGCAGCCAUCGCGACGAAGUGCAACCCAGGCCUUCUGUGCUCUUGUCCUCUCCUUCUUCCAGAGAGUCCAGCCCGUCAAGCGCCGGGUCGCCCUCUCAGCGGCAUUCGCCCCGAAGUAUUGCCCUCGAGCCACCGCAACUGCCAUUUCUGUCGGCCAAUUACGUCGCACGUCGACCGCAGGAAUCUCUUGUAUCGUCCCCAGAGACACGUCGAGCAGAGAGCAGUGUUUACUACACCACGGCCUGGGGUUCCCCGUAUGCGGCACCCAGCACUCGUCGACUCUCGUUAACACUCAGUCAAUUUGCUGGUAUCGAUUCCAUUUCACGCGAGAGCUCCCCUCCCGUCUCGAUCGGGAUCAACCCCCCUGAGCUUCGCCGAGCAAGUGUUGCCGAGGGAUUUGCGGGCCCAUCGAUCGCCGGAGAGAGGACUAUCCGGGACUUUACCCAAGAUUGGAUCAAUCAGUAUUUAACCGGUCAACAGAGAACGGAGAAGAGCAACUGGUUGAGCGACGACUCCGGGAGUGAGGCUCCGUCCUUUUUCACCGCGAAAAAUCAUCUCGCCGACGAUCUCUCCGACGAUUGGCUUGGCCUUGAGGACGAGACGCGCGAAAGUGAUCUACUCAAGACCCCAACCCUUUCGGACUUUGUGGGUCGAAAGACCGCCCUGAGAGCGAAAGGAAAACAGAACAAGCACAAGCGCACAGACACGCUGCGCCAGGAGGACUUUUGGGGAUUUGCGUACGACAAAGAUCAACCGACAGAUACAAUGGCUGCUUCCCUAGACUCAAAUCAGGGGGUCGAGGCUUCCUCGUCAAUGGAGAAACCACUACCUCCACCUCCUCCAUUCCAUGCGGCAGAUGAUCAAGAAAAGGAGGAGGGCGCCAUACGGCCCGCAGUACAACCGGAACUUGGGAAGAGGCAGGCCGAGGAUACGACCGCAUCGCCAGUUCCAGCCGCACGACCACGGAAGAAACUCGUGUGGCGUGGAAAGGCCUGUGUGAUAUAUCUGCCCCAAGACGACCAACGAGGGACCGAACAGUCUGGAUAUCGCUUGAUGAAACGGGCAGAUGUCGAAGAGAGGCUUAGACAGUGGAAAGAGCAGGGUUGGGAUGUGCGUGGGUUUUCAGUGGGAGAUGAGGACGAUCCCUCCACAACAACUGAGCUUGGGGGACUGAGCCGCCCACUGUACCCCGAUCCGUAUGAGAUUUAUGAAGAGUCGAAGCAUCAGAAGCCCUUUAUCCAGUUCCCCAACAAGGCCGUCUGGGACGCCUACGUUGCCGAGCUGCAGGAAGAAAAACUACGAGCCCUGGGGGUCUCCUUCGGUGACCCUGAGCCUCAGCCGUCCAUUUCCCCGGCGUCUGCUGCACAAACGCCUUUCCCAGGCCUCAUAGCGUCGCCACCGAUCCCGACUGCGUCCGCUGCCAGCAAUGCCAUGGGUCAGAUCCAUCCAUUCUCGCCGCACUUUGGCCAGCCUGUGGGCUCCAGCGGCGGCAUUGGGUCAUUGACCUCGCCUGCAUCGCAGUUCAGUGUGCAAACUCCAUUCAUGGGCAUUGAGCAGAACAUGAUGCCAGGUUAUCCAUUCCAGUUCCAGCCCACGCCGCCUGCGCAAGGUGCGAUGACUCCGCAAAGUCUGAUCAAUCUCCGUCAUGCGAGUACAUCUGGCGGUCCCGGGGCACUGUCCAGCCUCAAUUCGAUGCUUUCGCCCGUAUCGCCCCUUCACGAUCAAGGACAUCUCCAUGGCUUCAACGAAAAGGCUGCGUGGGAAAACCAGUAUGCAUUUGACGGUCAAGAAGACACACAGCCAUUCCCUGCACCUCAGACCCCUGUCAAUGCUCCGGAUCAUUUCCACGCGUCCAACGUGGAGAUUGCUCACCCAACACCUCGUGGUCAUGGUCACAAUCUGAGCGAGACCCUCCAAAGAGGCCUUGACCAAAUGAAUCAUUCUGAGUAUCGUGUGGAUGACCAGCCUGCGCAUCAUGUCCAUGGGGAACGUCAUGACCCCCCGUCAGGUUUCAAUAACAGCGUCUUUCCAUCUCACUGGGCUAUGCAUGAGCAUGAACAACAGCAUCGCAUCCAUAGCAACACCCAACAACCCUCGCAUCCCUUCGUCGCACAACCACAGCCCCACGGCUUCUACAACGCGCACUUUGGCCAGCCAGAUGCUCAAGAUGGCUCUGACUUGGACACCAACCCCAGUCUCAGCGGCACGCCACAUAUUCGCAAUGCCUUUCCUCAUCAAGAUGCAUGGCAUGAAUCUAAAGCAAGCCAUCACUCGAAACUUUCAGUCUCGUCGCUUAACGUUGAAGCCAAGCCUUUUGACCCAACUGCCUCAUUCGUUCCGCCUGCCACCUUCGACCACAACGCCUAUCAGUUCGGUGCUAUGGAUGGAAUGGGCCAGCCUGGACUUGGAUUCACACCUCUGCCAUCAUUCGCACCCUCUCACCCUGUGAAUGCUGCUCUCACGCAGAACACGGCACCCAAGCCCGAACAGAAGCCCAGCGCAUUCAAAUUCUCCGCUGCGUCGUUCAACGUUGAAGCGCCCGAGUUUAACCCCUCAGCAAGUCUCAAUUCAAAUGCAAGUGUCGAACAGCCGUCUGGCAGCAGAACCAAAAUCUUCAGCGACAUUGAUUACGCUGGACAUGCCAAAAUCUCGAAGGAAUCGAAGGCUGUUCCAAUUGUUCGCCCUGACGAGGACAACUCCAUCCAGCAAGAAUAUAAUGAGCAGGAAACGAUGGAUGAUGCCAGUGGCCGACCAGUCCCUACAGACCGUCAUAAGCGUGCCCGUCGUGGCAUUGGCCAUGCUCAAGGGGAGGCAAGGUACAGCGUUUCUACUCAACCUUUAGGUGAGACCGGCAACGUGAAGCCGGCCAGUAGUCUUCACACUUUUGCGGAGGGCAAAGAGAAUGUUGUCCCCGAAGACAGUGGGGCUGCAGAGCGACGGGGCACCCCUACAAGCGAGGCUACUACUUGGACUCUGUUCGAUAUCAAGAAUGAGGACGGCGCCAUGCGUUCACGCGCCGGCUCAACCGCCCGCCGAAGCCAAAACGGAGAUAUCAAGGAAGAGCCUCUGGGUGAGGCCGAGGCUCACACCCAACAAAGUCCUACUCCAGUUCAAAAGACAACGAAGCAUGCGCGUCAAGAGUCUCAAAUUUCCGUGAAGAGCAACAAGCUGUCCGCAGGCGCUCGACCAUCUGAACUUAAGUCCGCCGUCUCUUCAUUCACUGCCUCUAGCGGCGCUCCUCUGCACGCAAAACAAGCCAAUGUGGAGUCAGUAGAAUUCGAGUAUGAUGAGCCCCGAAAUAUCGACAGUCAGCCUAUUAAAAAUGGACUCAUGGCGUCACGAUUCGCAACCGCAAGUCCCCCCAAGUCCAACCGCGCACAAGAUGCAAGUGAUUUGGUUAUGGAAACCCCGCGAGCCAAGCCUGAUCUUUCUCGCUGGCAAGAAUCAGCAGAAGAAUCUCCAGACGAAGAUGAGCUCAACGCUAUUAUGGAUCAACUCAAUGAUGAUUCGGAUGUGGGCAUUGAGCGUCAGCAUACGCCCUUGCCUCCUCAAUACGCCCCUGAAUCGGCACCGACUAAAGAGCAUCGUUUUGGUCCCGCCGAAGGCCGCAGUGAAGCUCCCAGCCCGAGUCCAGGCGGUGGCCAGAGGUCUUAUAAGCUGGCAAUCCCCAGACUCGGCUCUGACAUUGACGUCAACAGCAAUGCCACCUUUUCACCUCACAAGAGCAUCAUUUCACGUAUUCACUCUCCGGUGCGUCAUCUGAUUACCGAGAAUGAUCACGUCAGCGACUGGGAUGACAUGAUCUCAUCGGGCGAGGAUGAGAAGUUCUUCAAUCGUAACCGCUUCUUUGAUCGCCGUAUCAACGAUCUUGUUGGGUCGGCCAUUGACGAGCGUUUGACUCCCCUGGAGCGAGCCCUCGCCGUGAUUCAACAGUCCGUGGCUACUAUUGCUUCGGGAACCGCGAGUCGAAGAGUGUUCCGCAGCACAUCUGCGGAGGUUGAAGACAGCGAUGCCGAUGAUGAAGAUGACGAGGAAGAAGAUCAAUCUGUUCGCGAACGCUCUCCGCAUUAUCUGCGUGACCGCAAACUGGAGAUGUUGAAGAGUGUUGUCAUAGAAGCCCUUGUCACCCAUGACAUACCCAAUCGUGUAACACAACACUCAAGCCAUAGCGAGAUGGCUCAACUCAAGGAGAGUAUUUCUGAGCUCCAAGCCUUGACGAUCAAGAAAUUGGCGCAAGACCCUGUUGGCGAUAUGCGUGAGAUUCUCGAAGAGUCCCUUGCCCGUCACAUGGCCCAGCAGACCCCGCGACUGUCAGAGGCGGAAGAAAUCGGCGCCGACAGCCUCAUGCUUCAGAUCGAUGGCCUCAAACAAAUGUUGAGACUCGCCGACGAGCGCGCUGAGACCGAAUACAGGCUCCGCCGGGAGGCAACUGACUCGGUUGCCGAGCUCCAGCACCUGUUGAAGGUGGCUGAAGAAGACGCUGCUCGUCACAGCACUGCAGCAGAAGAUGCAGAAGCACGCCUACUCCAGUUCAAGGAAGAGAAGAUCCCCCAUCUUGAGAAGAUGCAAUUCCGCUCGGAAGCUUUGGCCGAAGAGAGCGAAACACUUAAGGUCACGAUUGCCGAGUUGUCGACGAAGAACAUUGCUCUUGAAGGGACACUAGAUGAAUACCGUGUCUCUGCAGAUAGCUUCCGUCGCCAACUGGAGACAACCAAGGGCGAGAAUGCGUCUUUGCGCGAGACUGUUGAUGCUCUGCGAACUCGCAUCGAGGAUAGCAUGGCUGCCCGACAAAAUUUGACAGAGAAAUUCGACAGGUUACAGUCUGACAUGGUGAAUGUUACUUCUGAUGUCGUGCGCGAGCAGGCUGCCUUCAGGCGCAAGGAAGAAGAGUACGUUGCCAAUUAUAAGGCACUGCAGGCCUCGUAUGAUCGGGAGGUCAAGCUGCGUGAGAGACUCGAAGAAGAGAUUCAUCAACUUGAAAUGCAAGAAAAGGACUCAGCGAAGACCAAGUUCCUCUAUGAACAAUCGCGGCAAGAGAAUUUCAAGAUGGAGGAGACUAUUGCUAUUCUCAGAGCUGAAAACCACAACCUCCAGCUCACUUCUGCUCGUUUUGAGCGUGAAUUCAAUGAGGCUCGCGACAGCAGUCGUGUAGAGAUCCAGCGCAUUCGUUCAUCCUUGGAAGCCGAUAUCGAAGCCUCCAACAGUCAGGUUAAUAUUGUUCGGGCCGAGUUGGAGGCACAGAUCCUUCGCUAUGAAACUCAACUGGACAAUGUCCGGCUGGAUGCCGACACUUCGCGCGAGCGCUAUGAAAUGCUUCUUGAAGAAGCCAAGGAAGCGCGUCUCAAUGCCGUGGCAACUGCGAACCAGGCGCGAGAAAUCGCUCUUGAAGAACAGCGCAAGACCCAUGAACGAGUACUCAACGAUCUUCGAGAACGCCACGCCCGGGCUUUGCACAACUCCUCCGAGGAUCGCCAGCGGGCUGAGGCUCACAUGAUCGAUCGGUUGGCUUUGGCCGAUGACCGAGCGAGACACUACGAGGAACGAGUCAAACACCUCGAAGAGAAGCUGGAGAUUGCUCAAUCUGCUGCUCGAGCCGCUGCUGAAGCAGCGCAGAACGCGAAAUCUGGGUCUUCUGCCAACGAGAUCCCGAUCCCCGGAGCACCUGUUCACUCGACCUCACCGUCCAUGUCCUUCAACAAGACCUCUCAGGAACCCGAGAGAAUAUCACCCCAAGCCCUGCGUGAAUCGAUCUUCGUCUUACAGGACCAGCUUCAGCAGCGUGAGACUCGGAUUGAGGAGCUUGAACAGGAGGUCGCUUCCAUGGACAAAGAUGCUCCGAACAAGAUCAAGGAAAGGGAUAGCGAAAUCACCUGGCUUCGUGAGCUUCUUGGCGUUCGUAUUGACGAUUUGCAAGAUAUCAUCAAGACCCUCUCGCAGCCCUCAUUCAACAAGCAUGCCGUUCGUGAUGCCGCUAUCCGUCUCAAGGCCAACUUGCAGAUGCAGCAACAGGAGCGCGAACGAUCAAUGACCGGCUCUGGCUUACCGUCAUUGCAAUCCCUCUCCGAGCUCGCCGCAUCGCCGAGAUCGCUACCCCUAGCUGCAGCCGCCGCCUGGGGUAACUGGCGGAAGACUCGCGAGGGUGGCAAUGGAGGCUCUACGUCUUCCCAACAAACGCCUUCCAAGCCCAGCAAUGCUGGCAGCUUCUUGUCUGGUCUCCUGACCCCCCCUAGCUCUCAUGCCCGUCAGAAUACCUUGAGGAGUGGUGCUAACGGACGCUCGUAUGGCGAAACGAGGCCUUUGAGAGGUCUCGACUCCACACCCCGUCAAGAGCCAGUCCGCCAGGAGAGCCCGAUUGCCGAGCCGCCGAAAACCCCGCCCCUGCUCCGUCGCUCGAGUUACGAUCACGAUGCAGAGCCCACUAAUUAUGAGGAAAAUCACUUCGCGUCGGACGACAUCGAGUCCACCGUUGAUGGUAUGGUUUCUGCAUCACCAAAGGAUUCCGAAGAGGGCCCCUUUGGGCCAUCCAUCUCUACAGAACCGAUCCCUGAGGAGUGA
This is a messenger RNA of Penicillium oxalicum, 6624 nucleotides long. RefSeq names its product putative myosin class II heavy chain (MHC). The record is from RefSeq and is a predicted model, not a curated record. Gene Ontology annotation, cellular component: cytoskeleton. NCBI's taxonomy places the organism in Eukaryota, Fungi, Ascomycota, Eurotiomycetes, Eurotiales, Aspergillaceae. The transcript has a single exon. The coding region runs from base 1 to 6624 and encodes 2207 amino acids.